AUGGUAAAGAAGAUUAAGAAACUUAAAGAUGUUAAUGCACCAGUAAGACCAUUGUCUGCAUAUAUGUUAUAUGCACAGAAGAGAAGAAAGGAAAUGGCAGUAGAAGAAAACAAUCUAAUAGCAAUGAAAAAAAGUACUGAAAUUGUAUCUAAAAUAGCUGAAGAGUGGAGAGAGUUGGAAGAGGAUGAAAAGAAAGAAUUUAGAGAAGCUGCUUCAGCUCUUAAUGAACGAUACAAAGUUGAUUUAGAGGCUUAUAAACAGACUGCGGAAUAUGCAGACUUCCAAAGAAAAAAGAAGGAGCAAGAAGCUAUUUCUGGUGAAGAUUCUAAGAAAUCUAAAACGUCAAAGAAAGAGAAGAAAGCAAAGAAAGUCAAAAAAGUUGAAAAGGAAAAUAAUGUUCAUGAUGGUUCUGAUUCUGGUAUUUCAGAACAACUUUGA
Hepatospora eriocheir is the source of this 438-nucleotide messenger RNA. The record is from the annotation of a GenBank genome assembly. NCBI's taxonomy places the organism in Eukaryota, Fungi, Microsporidia, Hepatosporidae.